GCUCGAUCUGUACAAAGUUAAGUAUACUGAAUAAGCGAACUGUUAAGUGCGAUACGUACUCAAGUGCGUUUCAAACCGAGCCCAAGUAUGCUGUGGAAAGCAUUUGUUUUCGGUGUCCUGCUUGCAUCUGGGGUGCGAGCAAGAAAUAGCCUUUUUGGACCACAAGAUGACAGCCUCUUCUCUUCUUGGAGUGACCUAGCUACCGCGGAGAGUAGAAAUCAACCAAGAGACGUCGAGCCUGUGACAGAAAGAGACAGAGAACCCUUGUCUCCAGACUACAAGGAUCCCAGUCAGCGCAAGAAUGAAAAACCAGUGGUACCAUCCCAACCCAACAAACCAUCCUUCGACGAAUCCCUCAUACCUGGCGGUGUCAUCGAUAUACCAGCUGGAGGAUUCCCUCCAAUCUUUGGGGACCCUUUCCGCAUACCCACACUGAAUGAGAGACCUGGGGGUAUCUUCGAUUUUGACAGUGACGAGUUGGGUUUGCCAGGGUUUAACGGUCAGAAUCCUGGAGGGCUUUUUGGAAAUUUCUUCUCAUCGCUUGGAGAAGUGCGUCCGUGGUGGAAAGGGCCAAAUGUCUGCAUUGAAAGGGAAGAAAGCACAGACGAUGAAACUGAAGAAGAAGGACGAGAAUCUUCCAAAAACGAAACUGAAUCUGAAGAAGUACCAAAUUUCUUCUCGACAUCAAUCAGUUUGUCCAACUGUCAUCAAACUCCCGCUAAAUACGAAUGUGUCACUAAGGUUAACAAUCAUGGAGUAGUCAAAACUUUCACUGUUCGCUACAAGUGCUGUUAUGGCUAUGCAAGACAGGAGGGGUCCAUUGGAUGUAACAGAAGGGUAGAGUUGAAGCCUCUGCUACAGACUUUGUCAGACCUCAACGCUAACGAGUUCAAGAAACUGAUAGAAGAUAAUGGACUCGUCGACAGGUUCAAGAAUGAAAAUUUGACAGUUUUUGCACCAUUGGAUCAGUCCAUGAACGAGUAUAAUGACAAGAUGAACCAAUUCAACGAUUUGAACCCCAAUCCGCAGAGAAAGAAGAGAGACCUCAAAAACAUACUGUCUUCCGACGAGCUUGUAUGGAACCACGUGACCGACGGUUUCGUUGACUUAACGGAACUUAUCAACGAAGAAAUUAUUCACAACGAAAACCAGAACAACUCGAUUCGCAUCAACAACUAUCCGACCCAGAAUUACGACAGAUUGGUCACUGCAAACUGUAAACGCAUCGCCAAAGCUAACAAUCUAGCCAGCAACGGCAUCGUGCACUUGGUGGAUGGGGUCAUGACCCCAGUGGGGGAGUCAGUGCAGGAUAUCAUCAGAAACGACAAGAGAUUGAGCAGUUUACUGCAAGUACUGGAGAGCACUGACUUACUCAAGAAGUUCAAAGAUGAAGGUCAUUACACCGUUUUUGCACCAACUAACGAAGCUUUUGAUAAGCUGGAACAGUCUACUAGAGAUAAAUUACUUAGGGGAGAAGCUUGCGCAAAAAGUAUCAUCAGUCAUCAUGUAACAGCCCAUACAGUGUGCUCAGUUGCAAUUAUUGGCAAUUCAACUACACACAAUGUCGACGGAAACGUUUUGAACAUGGAGAGAACACUCGACGAUCAGCUGAUACUGGAAAACAAGGCCAAGAUAAUAGAAACGGACAUCAUGGGCACCAAUGGUGUUGUCCACCUCAUCGAUACCAUCAUAAUACCAGAAUCUGCCCUCUUCAUCAACGAUGCCUUGAAAAACGAGAAACUCACCAAAUUCCAGGAAAUAAUAGAAAAGGCUGGAUUGACUGAUGAGAUUAACAAUCUGGAUAACGCUACUGUCUUUGCGCCAUCCGAUGAAGCUUUCGAGAAGGAAGGCGCCAAGAAAAUUCUCGAGGAAAUUGGAGACGAUAAGGAGAAGUUGAAGGAGUUGGUUAGGUACCACACAGUUCAAGGAAAGAUGCAAUCUUGCGACAUGAACAACAACGCCUUGUUGAAGACCUUGGACAACGACAGACCCUUGAGGAUAAACCUUUAUUCAACUUUGCCAAUCUUCAGUAACAUCCUCUUCAAAGCAACCGUCAAUUGUGCCAGAAUAAGUGGUUUCGACGAGAAGACUUGUGGAUCUGUCAUCCACGAGGUCAACAAGGUUCUGGUACCACCCAAAAAGACGAUCCUAGAAGUCGUGAAAUCCGACCCCAAAUACUCCAAAAUCCAGAAGAUCAUCGAAGGGACUGAAAUCGAGGAAAUAUUAGGACAAGAGAACAGGACAAUCACCUUCCUAGCACCAACAGACGAAACUCUAGCUGCUCUGGAUGAAGACCAACUGAAAUCUCUGGAGGACAAGGAGAAAGCAGUGGAAAUUCUGAAAACCCACAUCCUAACAGAAAUUCUGUGUUGCUCCGGCGUUGGUCCACAAACCUGGGGCUUCAAUUCAUUGGUGCCAACCUUAUCCGAGCAAAAUCUCCAGAUUGGCAGGACUGGUACUCACCAGAUCCGUAUAGGCCGCGGUGUGGUCACCAGUUGUGAUAAUUUGGCCACUAACGGAGUUGUGCAUAGCAUCAACGAGGUUUUUUUCCCACAACGACACGUGGCCAACGUGGGGGGUUACUUCCUAUUUGACUUUUAAGCUUUAAAUUAUUUCGAACAAAAUGGAGUGAUAUUUUUGAUUUGACUGAAUAUUUGUACUUCUCAUUCGAAGUUGUUUCCGUUAAUUUAUUUAGAAGUAGAGUAAGAUGUGAGAAUGUCUAGGAAUAGAGAGGUCUAUUAAUAAAGAUCGAAUUAUUUAUA
Molecule: messenger RNA, 2762 nt
Organism: Coccinella septempunctata (seven-spotted ladybird)
Lineage: Eukaryota; Metazoa; Arthropoda; Insecta; Coleoptera; Coccinellidae
Product: transforming growth factor-beta-induced protein ig-h3
Exons: 10
Coding region: 88-2601 (837 amino acids)
Biological process (GO): cell adhesion; extracellular matrix organization
Cellular component (GO): extracellular matrix
Molecular function (GO): cell adhesion molecule binding
Source: RefSeq, a predicted model, not a curated record